AUGGAAGCGCUCAAGCAGUCGACACAGAACCAGCCACCAGAGCCAGAUGCGGCCAACGUUGCCGAACUCUGGCUAUAUAAGAACCUUGCCAGCGGCAUCAUUCUAAUUGUGGCGGGUUACUAUGAUGAUGACGACAAUGUGACCACCUUCGUCAGCGGAGACUUCAACAUCUCGCAUGGUCCUGUGACGCCCCUGGCCUUUGACAAGGGAUGGAUCUACAUAAUCGACAACGUAUUGUCGAUUCCUCAUAUCUUCAGCGAGGCGGUGGUUGCAGAGGACGAGGACUUCAACGGCACUUCGUUCGUUGCGGCUCUUGAUAGUACAGGACUGACGGAAGAGUUCAACUCCUUCCAUGACGCCACGUACUUUGUUCCUGAAGACGACGGCUGGGCCCUCGUCGGGGACACCCUUUCGCAAUUGAGCAAGGACAACCUGACACAGCUGCUCAAGUACCACGCUUGUGACCGGAUCUUACUUUUCGAUGACUGGAAGAAUGGCACCCAAGUGACCACAUUGUCAGGCCAGACUGUCACCUUCAUCCAAACAUCCGACGAGGAGUGGUUUAUCAACAACGCCGGCGUCAGUUCCGCCAACCUCAUCACCGCUGGCGGACUUGUCGUCUUCAUUGACAAUGUGCUGAACCCCUAUAGCAGCUAUGCGCCGCCGCAAAAUGGCACUGAUGGAGAAGGUGUUCCUGCAUGGCCGGUCAACCAGCACGGGAGCCGCUGGUUCGCGCACCGCAUCAGCCACCGGAACUGCUGCCACUUCUACAUAUACUGGUGCUGCUGUACAGCUGAAGGCAGGCGCGAUCGGUUCGGCUGUGUCCCUCGGCUAUGCUGCGUUGACUCUGCUUUGAUUGCAGUGACGGCUCAUGUAUCGAACGGGCGACAAAUGCAGUGCGAGUUUGCGCCAUUGUCGACGUGUUAG
Messenger RNA from Exophiala dermatitidis NIH/UT8656, 927 nucleotides. RefSeq lists its product as uncharacterized. The record is from RefSeq and is a predicted model, not a curated record. The transcript is spliced from 2 exons. Bases 1 to 927 code for a protein of 308 amino acids. Lineage: Eukaryota; Fungi; Ascomycota; Eurotiomycetes; Chaetothyriales; Herpotrichiellaceae.